Messenger RNA from Rattus rattus (black rat), 1177 nucleotides. RefSeq names its product Yip1 domain family member 7 (gene Yipf7). NCBI's taxonomy places the organism in Eukaryota, Metazoa, Chordata, Mammalia, Rodentia, Muridae. The transcript is spliced from 6 exons. The record is from RefSeq and is a predicted model, not a curated record. Bases 39 to 809 code for a protein of 256 amino acids. Gene Ontology annotation, cellular component: membrane; trans-Golgi network. Gene Ontology annotation, biological process: vesicle fusion with Golgi apparatus; endoplasmic reticulum to Golgi vesicle-mediated transport.
GUUGGAGGACCCUCCCUCGUAGCAUACAGAGAGGCAGGAUGUCGAACCCAGAACAGUAUGACAUGGACUUCUACCAAUCAAAUUAUAUCAUUGAUAAUCAGGAGCAGAGUUAUAAUGAUUCUAAUGCUUACGGAAAUUUCUAUGGAUCCAGAGAACCACAAGCCAGUGAGCAGUCUCAACCUUCCUCCCCAGUUCCACCAGAGAUGUUCUUGCCAUCAGAUUAUGGGGGGCAGCUUUUUCAGCCAGCGUCCAACCUGGAUUACUAUUCACAGACUUCCUCAGUUGACAGUUUUGAUGAAGAGCCUCCUUUGCUAGAGGAACUUGGAAUUAAUUUUGAUCACAUAUGGCAGAAAACCUUGACGGUGCUAAAUCCAAUGAAACCAGCAGAUGGCAGCAUCAUGAAUGAAACAGAUCUUACAGGACCCAUCCUUUUCUGUGUGGCUCUGGGAGCCACGUUGCUUAUGGCAGGAAAAGCUCAGUUUGGUUAUAUCUAUGGCAUGAGUGCCAUUGGCUGCUUUGGGAUUCAUGCCUUACUGAACUUGAUGAGCUCUUCAGGGGUGUCGUAUGGCUGUGUGGCCAGUGUGCUAGGAUACUGCUUGCUCCCUAUGGUCAUCUUGUCCAGCUGUGCAGUUUUCUUUUCACUGCAGGGUACCGCUGGAACCAUGUCAGCCCUGCUCAUCAUCACCUGGUGCAGCCUCUCAGCGUCUAAGAUCUUCAUUUCAGCCUUGGCCAUGGAAGGACAACAGCUCCUUGUCGCUUACCCCUGUGCCUUACUUUAUGGACUCUUUGCCCUUCUGACAGUUUUCUAAAGACUGCUUGGCGUGGUUUUGCAAGAUCCUACCAGCUUGCUCUUCAGAUUUUUCUGGAAGUGUGCUUCCACUCAGAUCCUGUGAGAUAACUUCCGUGUUAUCGCCGUUGAGAGACUAUUAAGCAGAGAGAGGAGACGGUGCUCAGUGAUAGUGCUCUGCUAGCCGGUUGGUGGGGAUGAUGAUGUUUGAUUUCUUUAGCCUGCAGCAUUAAAACAGUUAAAACGUUUUUGAAAUAUUAAGAGAUGCAGUCUCUGUGCUGAUAGAUGCUGUUUUUCUCAACAGACAUGCUGCUGAAAAAUUAUAAGCAAAACACCAUCCUAUGCCUAACAUUUAUUAACUUUAUAAUAAAUAUUUUUCAAAAACUUUCA